AUGCUUGAGGCUCAUAAAAAAUAUGGUGGGAUGGGAACAAUCCUUGUAAUUAAGGUUUCCCCUGAAUCAGCAGACCAAUUUGGGGAGCUUGUAGCUGAUCCUAAUUCCAAUGAGUUGCUCCAUUACACUGAGAAACCUGAAACUUUUGUUAGUGACCGAAUAAAUUGUGGUGUUUAUGUAUUUACACCCGAAAUCUUUACUGCAAUUCAAGGUGUUUCUACACAACGAAAGACAGAGACGUCAAUCCGCUUUGAGGCAUUACAGUCAGCAACAAGGAGUCUUCCUGCAAAUUUUGUAAGACUGGAUCAAGAUAUAUUAUCACCACUUGCAGGAAAGAAACAGUUGUACAUAUAUGAAACUAGGGAUUUUUGGGAACAAAUAAAAACACCUGGAAUGUCCUUGAAAUGUUCUGGAUUGUAUCUUUCAUUGUUUCGUUACACCUCACCCCAUCUUUUGACUGAAGGAGAUGGUUCAAAAAGUGCCACUAUACUUGGUGAUGUUUAUAUUCAUCCCUCAGCAAAAGUUCAUCCAACUGCAAAGAUUGGCCCAAACGUCUCCAUAUCUGCCAAUGCACGUAUAGGAGCUGGUGUCCGGUUGAUCAACUGUAUUGUUCUUGAUGAUGUUGAAAUCAAGGAAAACGCGGUGGUUAUUCAUUCGAUUGUUGGUUGGAAAUGUUGUAUUGGGAGGUGGUCGCGUGUCCAGGCUGAAGGAUCUCCCAACGCAAAGCUUGGAGUGACCAUUCUUGGUGAAGCUGUUAAUGUUGAAGAUGAAGUAGUGGUAAUCAAUUGCAUUGUCCUUCCAAACAAGACUCUAAAUGUUAGUGUUCAGCAAGAAAUUAUCUUAUAACAAAGCAAGACGAUUCAAACCCUAAUUUAUUUAUAUGUCCUCUCUUCAUCGGAUGGAUGCCAAAAAUAACAAGAUGAAGUUAUAGUAUGGAGUGUGUAUUCUUCUUAAACGUUAAUGUCUAUAGAAGUUUGUGUUUGGUUUUAAUUUUUAGAAGCUAUUGUAUAUGACAAUUUGGGAAGCAAAUGUUUAUGUUUUAUUUAGAAUCUCGAGACAAUGUUCAUUCUCAUACCC
Messenger RNA from Lactuca virosa, 1077 nucleotides. Lineage: Eukaryota; Viridiplantae; Streptophyta; Magnoliopsida; Asterales; Asteraceae. The record is from the annotation of a GenBank genome assembly.